Messenger RNA from Perkinsus marinus ATCC 50983, 1363 nucleotides. RefSeq lists its product as hypothetical. Gene Ontology annotation, biological process: regulation of DNA-templated transcription. The record is from RefSeq and is a predicted model, not a curated record. Gene Ontology annotation, molecular function: sequence-specific DNA binding. Lineage: Eukaryota; Perkinsozoa; Perkinsida; Perkinsidae. The coding region runs from base 47 to 1363 and encodes 438 amino acids. The transcript has 6 exons.
AGUUGCCGGUGGUUGUUUUUGUUGUGGCAUCACUUAUCUCUACACUAUGCGUUGUCCGAUGAAAUCGUCGUCCCAGGCCCCUCGGGCGUGGACUCCUCGAGUGUCCAGGACGCCCAUUACGACUAAGUCGAGACGCUCUCCUGCCCUACCACUUAGUCAGGACAAAUUGACUAUAUCGCAGCUGAAGUCGAUGGUCGAGUCGCACGAGGGAGGCAGUGUGAGGCAGCUGACAGCAGCUCCAUUGCAGCGUGUACAGCUAAUACCAACUCAAGUGGUGGAGCGGUCGCAGCCAGCAUUGACAGUAGUGUCGGGAGACCCUGGUUCGAGUAGUGUACCCAACCCUAUGCUUACUGCUGCUGCUACUAUGAGUAGCUGCGACAACUGCAAACGCGUUGGCGUAGCUCUUUGGGAGGAUGAGCUCACUGGUGAGGCGUUCUGUGAUGAGUGUUGGUCGAUGUGGGAGGCCCAGGCAGCGGCACAGGACGAUGCCGAGCAGAGGCGAGAGACACCUGUCGAAGACUGGUUUAUGAUGGACACUACUACUGACGAGGAUGACGGUGACUGCGAUAUGAUGGAUGGUGACAGUGAUGAUGACGAUAUCGAUCCCGCUGUGCUAUAUGGUAGUGGGCCUGUCGGUAGUCACACGGUCAGGCAACAGCAGCAGCAGAGUCGAAGACCAGCACCCAAUUUCGCACAGAGGAGUUUGGUGGCCUUGGAGUUGGGCAAGAACAGUAAUGAUCUCUAUGAGAUGUGCUUGGAUAAGCAACUACUGGAUGCUUAUAACAAUGCCGCUGCUAACCAUAGAGUUCCCCCUUCACUGGAGUCGCCCACUAAGGUCGAGAAGAAGUCUACUACUAAGAGUGUUAAAUUUAACACUGGUGGUGCUGUUCGCUUCUUCGACACCGAUGCGGAGCUCCAAGACCCGUGCUCAUGCGAAUUCCCUAUACAGGUGAAAGACUUCGACGGUCAGUCGUGUCAUCAUGCUAACUACAUUGGCAUGUCUCGAGCAGCUGCUGCAACAGCGGCAGCCCAACAGGAGCAGCAGCAGCAAUAUAUGAGCACUCUUAGCGACUACAGCUCCGACGAGCUCAAGGGUGUAGCAUAUCAGAUGUCGAAGCCUCGAGGAGUCUGGCCUAGACAAUAUUAUAAUCAAGUGGUGGCGAUGUUGAAGGAAAAGCUCGGUGACAAGCAGGAUAGUGUCGAGUUCAUCCCCAAGAAGGACCCAGGUGUCACUGGGAACUUCGAGGUCGCUGUUGACGGUACUAUCGUCCAUAGCAAGCAGAACGGCGAUGGCUUCCUGCACUCUAAUCCGGCGUCAUUCGAGAAGGUGGCGUCAUCAAUUCUGAAGGCCCUGGAGGGUUAG